GUUUUAAGGUUUUGGGCAGCUUUUCGUUUCAGGCAGUUUUUGAAGAACAUGCCAGCAGUGUGGACGGCCCUGGUUUGCUUUGGAUGGUGCAGCUGUUCCUACUAGCUCUUGCAAGCUGGGCAUGCUUAUGCUCUGGUGGGAAGGGUUGGCUCUUAAUAGGAGGAUCCAAACGGCAUUUUUGUGUACAGCAAUCAACUUCCUUUCAUAGUGCUUGUUCUUGAUUGCAGCCAUUGCACAGUUUUUGGUGCAUCAAGCAGGUGGUAUCCAUUGUUUGGAUAUUCAGUGGUCCAAAAGCGUGGUGGCAUUGGUAUUCUUCAGAAUCAUGUCAGACACAACCCUCAAGGAGUCUGAAGCCUCCGAACCUCGGGCUGUAGUUACGGAUCAAGGUUCUUCUGGUCCUGUUGUUGAAGGCCCCACCGAUUCCUCUUUCAGUGAGCACAAUCUUAGCUUCACCACCACAGACCUCAACCUGGUGGAGAUGACAGAAAUAGAAUACACACAGCUUCAGCAUAUACUCUACUCCCAUAUGGAGGCCCAGUCAAAUGAAAACGAAGUGGAAAGUAGGCUAAACUCUAAUUGCUUUUCAACCAACAAUGCUGCAAAUCAAUCCCAAUACUUGUCAUCAUGUAGUAACAGCCAAGGUGGCUUCUCAUCAAACAGCUCUGGAAACCAGUCUCUCUACCCCAUUAUCUGCCAGUCUGGCUUGACUUCUGACAGCAGUUUCAUGGGGCCUAAUCAGUGUCUAGGGCAUAUUGACUUUCAAGAGCUAAGGAUGAUGUUGCUUAGUGAAUCUAGUCUUCCACCAAUCCAAGCUGAAAAAGCACCUAAUGGGAGCUCCGUAGAUACAAACGGGCAAAAUUUAGUAAAAUUAAAACAUAGUGAAACCUUGGGUGGGAUAAAUAAAGAAAAUGUGGUUGCAGAAACUUUAGCAGCAGUUCCUGAAUCCAGAGCCAAAUCUGCAGUCCGUGUUCGGUUAGAAGACCGAUUCAACAGUAUCCAGACUGAAAUUCCCAGGUGCCAAGAAACUCAAGAAACUGGAGUGGCCAUUAACAAUUUAGUGACCCUCAUUCGCCAUCCUUCAGAAGUGAUGGGUGUUCCUCUCCACCAGCAGCAGAAUAAAUGUACUACGUUAGUGAAAAAUAAGACUGCCACUACUGCAACAACUGCAUUGCAAUUUACAUGUCCCAUAUUUACACCAAACGCUGCUUCUCCUGCAACUGGAAACAUGAAUCCUGCACAAACACAGAGCUCUGGAGCCAGUGUUUUAGAAGCAGCCAAACAUCAAGACCUUGGAUUGCCUCGAGCUUUUUCUGUAUGUUAUCAGCAGGAAAUUGAAGCAACGAAACAAACAGUUGGUGCCAGAAAUAAAGCUGUACCUGAACAUGUUUGGAUUAAAUUGGGAGGAGAGGCUUUAUGUAAGCAAACAAUAAACAGAAGAAGUCGUGGUCGAAUCCAUCCCUUGGAUACCAACAUACAGCGCAGACCUCUCGGUGAUAUUCAGAAUGUGUGUGAUAAUCAAAAUGCUGCUCCAGCUCAGAGUUCAUGGCAAGCAGUCCAGCCAUCCCAAAAUACACACAAUGGAAGCCAAGGCAGCGUCUCCCAACGCCGGGAGAGGCACAACCGGAUGGAAAGAGACAGAAGGCGCAGAAUCAGGAUUUGCUGCGAUGAACUGAAUCUUCUUGUUCCGUUCUGCACUUCAGACACUGAUAAGGCAACAACGUUACAAUGGACAACAGCAUUUCUAAAAUAUAUUCAAGAGCGACAUGGGGAUUCCUUGAAAAAGGAAUUUGAAACUGUAUUCUGUGGUAAAACAGGCAGAAGACUAAAAUUAACAAGAUCAGAUCCAAUAGCAACAUGUGCAGCCCAGGAGAUCACCCAGAAUGGUACAUCCAUGGACAUGAAAUAAUUUGAUCUUCAUGUUCAAGAGCCGGUGAAAGGUGCAAGCAUACAAGGUUAUCCGUGAUGUCUACGUCUAAAUUCACCCACUGGUCUUCUCUUAUAAUAUGGUUGAAAAAUAUAUAAACAUUGAAGAAAUGACAAACUUUAUUCAAAACCAGGAAAAAAGAACACAACCAGCAACGUUAAUUCACUAGAGCUUUUCAUUAGCGGCAGGGCAGAAAUAGUGUUCAACAGUAGUAAAUGCUACUCUUCACCCCAUUUCUAUUUUUGAUUUUGUUUUGUCAAAAUAUGUAAUAAUUAAUAUGCUACAUCUGUAGCAACUUGUUCUUUUCCCUCUUGAUAAAUUAAUAGAAUCCCAUGAGAACCAGUUCUGCUAUUGGAGGAAGAAAUUUAAGCAAUUUAUAAACUAUAUAAAAGAUGGUAAUUGUAUAGAGUAACUCAGAUCUGUCUUUCAUUUUCAAAGUUCAUACCCUAUAAAAUUAAAAUCUAUAGAAAAAGCUGUUCACUAUGUGUUACAAAUACAGUACUAUUUUAAAUAUGUUUUGCACUCUUUCUGACAAUGUCUCAUACAGGAAAAAGUGAAGGAUUUUUUUUUCUUUUUGCACAAAGAUCCAUUUAAAUGGAUGGAAGAAAUACAGCGGUAAGCUUUGAUGCAAAUCUCAUCGAUUUCCGUGGUGUUUUAUGUGACAAUACCCAUUCAGCUAUAUCCUUUCAGUGCAAAAGUGGUAUUUUGUAAAAAUACAUGGUUUUUAAGUGCACAUAUUUUUUUCCUUUCAUUUUUUUAAAGACAACUAUUAGAUAUAUCUGUUAGGAAAGCUGAAGUAUUUAGCAUAUUUAAUUGACAGUGGCUUUAUCAAAACAGAUGAUGCUAGUAGGUAUUCUUAUACAGAACUUAUCGCAAAAUAAAUACUGUUUAA
Candoia aspera is the source of this 2816-nucleotide messenger RNA. It is a transcript of the gene TCFL5, whose product is annotated as transcription factor like 5. Lineage: Eukaryota; Metazoa; Chordata; Lepidosauria; Squamata; Candoiidae. Gene Ontology annotation, cellular component: nucleus. Gene Ontology annotation, biological process: regulation of DNA-templated transcription; spermatogenesis. The record is from RefSeq and is a predicted model, not a curated record. Bases 323 to 1906 code for a protein of 527 amino acids. Gene Ontology annotation, molecular function: DNA-binding transcription factor activity, RNA polymerase II-specific; protein dimerization activity; RNA polymerase II cis-regulatory region sequence-specific DNA binding. The transcript has 6 exons.